Acomys russatus (golden spiny mouse) is the source of this 982-nucleotide messenger RNA. RefSeq names its product olfactory receptor 13C7-like. The record is from RefSeq and is a predicted model, not a curated record. NCBI's taxonomy places the organism in Eukaryota, Metazoa, Chordata, Mammalia, Rodentia, Muridae. Gene Ontology annotation, molecular function: olfactory receptor activity; G protein-coupled receptor activity. The transcript has a single exon. The coding region runs from base 26 to 982 and encodes 318 amino acids. Gene Ontology annotation, biological process: G protein-coupled receptor signaling pathway. Gene Ontology annotation, cellular component: membrane.
UUAAAGAUAAAAGGCAGAGUUUGAAAUGGAAGUAUCCAACCAGUCUACUGUGACAGAAUUUGUCCUGUUGGGCCUCUCUGAACAUCCCAAAUUAGAGAAGACUCUCUUCGUGCUCACCCUACUGAUGUACCUGGUGAUCCUGCUGGGCAACGGAGUGCUCAUCCUGGUGACCAUCCUGGACUCCCACCUGCACACGCCCAUGUACUUCUUCCUGGGGAACCUCUCCUUCCUGGACAUCUGCUACACCACCUCCUCAGUCCCCCUCGUUCUCGACAGCUUCCUGAACCCCAGGAAGACCAUCUCCUUCUCAGCCUGUGCUGUGCAGAUGUUUCUUUCCUAUGCCAUGGGAUCUACAGAGUGUGUGCUCCUGGGCAUGAUGGCGUUUGACCGUUACAUAGCCAUCUGCAACCCGCUCAGGUACCCUGUGGUCAUGAGCAAGACUGUCUAUGUGCCCAUGUCUGCCAGCUCCUGGGCUGCCGGCAUCGCUGUCUCUCUGGUUCAAAUAUCUCUUGUUAUAAAGCUGCCCUUCUGUGGGGACAACGUCAUCAAUCACUUCACCUGUGAGAUCCUAGCAGUCCUGAAACUGGCCUGUGCUGACAUCUCCCUCAAUGUCAUCAUCAUGGCUGUUACAAAUAUGAUCUAUCUGGGAGCCCCCAUUCUCUUUAUUUCUUUCUCUUACAUCCUCAUUCUUGUCACCAUCCUGAGGAUUCCUUCUGCUGAGGGGAGGAAGAAGGCCUUCUCCACCUGCUCUGCCCACCUCACUGUGGUGAUCAUCUUCUAUGGGACCAUCCUCUUCAUGUAUGGGAAGCCCAAGUCCAAGGACCCCCUAGGGGCAGACAAACAGGACCUUGCAGACAAACUCAUCUCCCUCUUCUAUGGGGUGGUGACCCCCAUGUUGAACCCCAUCAUCUACAGCCUGAGGAACAAGGAUGUUAAGGCUGCUGUGAGGGACCUGGCAAGUCACAGAUGCCUCCCCCAGUAA